AAUCCAUUAACGCGUCUCUUGCGUUUCCUUGACCUCCAACGAUCGUCAUCGACCACCGACCGCCUCGACCACAACCAUCACUAGAGGACAAGACGGCGCACGCGAGUCCUCCGCCGGCGCUCAAGCAGCUUUUGCAACAAAACGAAAAAAGAAAAAAAAAUAACCAAGCGACAUCCAACCCGCAUCAACCGCAAUGCCCGCGAAGCGCAGACCGCCGACGACAGGUCCGCCCGCCGCGGACGUGCCGCGCCCCCGCGCCUCGAAGCUCGCCAAGGAGCACAACAUCUCGGCCCAGGAGGAGCGCGAGAUCCGCGAGGCCUUCUCCCUCUUCGCCGAGCCGAUGAAGGGCCGCCCGAAGGAGGGCGUGAUCCCCACGGCGGACGUGCGGUCCUGCCUCGUCGCGCUCGGCAUCCCGCCCGCGACGCGCCAGGAGCAGGCCGAGUUCGUCGAGAUCCUGGACCCCGACGGCGAGGGGUUCGUCGACUUCGAGCCCUUCUUCGCCGUCUGCGCGCUCAAGUACCACCAGCGGGGCCAGCAGAGCAGCAUGGAAGAGAGGGGGCGCGAGGUUGAAGAGGCCUUUGCCCUGUUCACCGGGGCGGGCGCGGGCGGCGCCGCCGCCGCCGCCGCCGCCGUGGGCCCGCGGGACGUCAUCACGAUCGCGGACCUGAAGAGGGUCGCCAGCGUGCUGAGGGAGGACGUCAAGGAAGAGGUGCUGCGGGACAUGAUCCUCGAGGCCAACGGCGGCGCGGGUGUGGGCAAGGGCGUGAAGAAGGAGGAGUUCGAGGAGGUCAUGCGCCGCGCCGGGGGUUUGGCGAGAGAUGAAAGGAUACAUUAGGGAGGGGGAGCUUUGCUGUUUGGUCUGGCAUUAUACCCACGGAGCCUGGCGUUUUGGGAAAGCACGGGAAGGGGAACUGGUGUCGAUUCUUCUUUUUCUUUUUUUCUUUCAAGUCUCUUUGGUGGGUAUAGGAAUCGAAUCCAUCUUUUUUACUGCCACCGAACUCAUUUACUGGUUGAGUUUGACAGUACAAGCUAGCUCUCUCUCUGUGUUGGACUGUAGACCUGUCAUUGGUAGGCGGUACUAGUAAUAACGAUUCUAUCUGAUCUCAGCGCAGCCCGCAUGCCGUCGGUGGGCG
Colletotrichum navitas is the source of this 1133-nucleotide messenger RNA. RefSeq lists its product as uncharacterized. Bases 194 to 835 code for a protein of 213 amino acids. The transcript has 3 exons. The record is from RefSeq and is a predicted model, not a curated record. Lineage: Eukaryota; Fungi; Ascomycota; Sordariomycetes; Glomerellales; Glomerellaceae.